AUGGGACUGGCGGUGCACAUUGGAGAAGCAGCGGUGAUGGUGGAUGCAGAAGCAGCCGCGGCGGUGGAGACAGGUGACGGUGACGGUGGUUGUGGAGUGAGUGCUCGUCGCAAGACACCGGAGGCAGAGAUGAAAGCAACAUGGAACUGGAGGGAGACGCUGGAGCUGGCAGACGAACACACUCACACACAGGCAGGUAAGCACACGAGGAGAUCCGAAGACGAUGGAGACGAAGGAGACAAUGGAGACAGUCUGGCUACAAUGAGUCAACUGAUAGAACUUCCUCUUCGAGUGGAGGAGUGGACGAGAGAGCAAGUUUACUACUGGCUGACUGAGGUGAUACAAGUGAAUAAAAUACAUGCAGAUAAGCUGUACGAGGAAGAAGUAUCAGGGGAAGAACUAGUCUGUUACGAGCUCAAACAUCUGCUGGAUCUUGGUAUUAAGCAUGGUCCAGCUGUUAAGAUUAUCACCCGGUUAGAGAAGGUAAAAAUGAAAGAACAAGGAUCAUAUUCUUCUGACCAUUCCCACACACAACACACAGAAGCAAGACCAGACACUACUGUGGAAAACAAAGACAGCAUUUCAACAGAUGAAACACAAAUAUCCCAAAAUGCUAAAAAAUCAAAGAGAAAAUUACACAAAAAAGAAAAAACUGAAGUUAGAAGGACUAAUUCUAUGGGGAAAGAUUCAAUGGAUAACAUCUCUCAAAGAAGCACUCCAAUAGAAUACUCACAGCCAAGUGAACCUGUAAGGGUGUCCUCUUCAGAAAACAAAACUACUCUACUUUCAGGAACUUCAAGUUGUACAUCUUCCAAAGAAACUGAACCAACAGAGUCAGCUGACCCUAAAACAUUAUACAUGAAUGCUGAUGAAGUAGCUGAAAAGGAAAAGCAGAUGAGGAAGUCUGGAUCCUUACAGCACUCAUGCACUCUCUAUCCAUUUGAUCAGAACUCUGCUUCUCACCGAUACAUUCAAAACUACACUUUACCACCAGAGACUGGACCAGGCAAUCUGAUUGAUCCAGUUCAUGAGUACAAGUUUAUGGGCAGAACAGAUGAUAUGAGUGUGAUGAAGAAGAAGUUCAAUAAGGAGGUGUUCCGGUUUGCUGCUGGGUGUAUGAACAGCCGCACAAAUGGAACCAUCCACUUUGGUGUAGCAGACUCCAAAGAUUCUCAAUACGCUCAUGCUGAAAUCACUGGGGUUACUGUUGACAAGAAGGACACUAUCAUUGAUCAUUUUAAUCAAGGUUUUAAAUCAUACUUUGAAGAACACACAGAUGAAGCAAAGGCAUGCAUCAGGCAGCCACGCUUUGUAGAAGUGCUCUGCUCUGACGGCACUCUAUCUGGCAAAUAUGUCAUAGAGGUGGAUGUUGUUCCAUCCCACAGCAUAGUUCAAGGUAAGCUUUUUGAUAUCCAGACUCUGGAUGAGGAUAGUCAAUGGAAAAAGAGCAAAGGAAAAUCACUCUUCAUCAGAGAUGGGGCUGCAACAAGAGAUAUCUAUAAAAUUGGUAACCCAAAAGACAUACAAGGUGAACUGACCCGAAUAAAUGACCAAAAAAGUGUUCUGGACGACAGGAGGAAGGAGGCAGAAAAGAAGCCUGAAAGCAAAAAAACAUCAAACCAGGGGGAAAAGCUGAAGAAUCUGCUGACAUGUGGAGGAAGCAGACUGGAUCAUUAUGAUUACUUCAUCAUUGUAACAAACAAAAGCCAUCCUGAACAACUCCAGCAUCUUGAGUUCAUGACAACAUUGAAACUGUUCUGUGUGUUGGAUUUUGAUGCAAACUCUGUAGUGCAUGGGUCGUGCCACAACUACAGAGAUGUUCGAAUUGCAAAUCUUCACAAGCCAAGCCAGUUCCAUGGGGACCCAGGAACAAUUGUGAAAAAUCUCAACUUGUACAAACAAACAAGUUGGGUAUUUUGUAAUGGCAGAGAAGACCUGAACACAGAACCUGACAGACCACUCAGAUCAAGUGAAUGGUUAAAACAUAAAGCAGGAGAAGUACAGGACAUGAUCUCAUUCCUCUGCAACCCAGACACUCUUCCAAGAGGACGAUUCUUAGUCAUAUUCCUCCUACUCUCCACUGUUGAGGGCAUGAAUGAUCCAAUUUUUGACACAUUUAUGUCAUUUUAUAAAAACCUUGUGGGUACAGAAAACACAUUAAGUGUCUGUACUUCGGAUGCUUCCUUUCAAAAAUGGAGGGAUUUCAUUCAAACCAGAUGUGAACAUGACAUCAGUCAGAGGAGUAUAUAUGACUUAGAGCUCAGUGAAAUCAAUGGGACAAUACUGAAACUGGGACAGAACAAGCAAAAUGCUCAGAGACUUCUUCCAUCUGGUGAAGGAAGUUCAGUGAUUCUCCAAAAUAAAGAUGAGGACCUGAUGACAUCCCUUGAUAUCCUGUGUGAAAAUGAAUGUGAAAAUGAAUAUGAUGAGAGCUCUGCAGAAUUUGAAGAAUUCAAAAAUAAAACUGAAUCUGAGUUCUAUAGAGGAGGCAAAGUGAAAUGGUGGAACUUUUAUUUCUCAGAGCAACCUGCAGCAAAGCCAUUCAUAAAGCGUGACAAACACUCAAAACUAGAGAACAGUAUCAGAUCUCAGACAAAAAAUACCAAAAGUGCUUGUGUCAUGGUAAAUCUUUUUCAUCAUCCAGGAUGUGGUGGCACCACCAUGGCCAUGCAUGUGAUGUGGAAUCUGCGAAAAGAAUUCAGAUGUGCAGUGUUGAAAGACAACAUUGUUUCAAAGGAAGAAGUAGCCCAACAUAUUGCUCAUCUGAUAAAGUGUGGAAAAAGUGAGCAUUCAUUAAAAACACCAGUCCUGCUAUUAGUGGAAGACUCAGAGGAAACAGAAAACACACAAGUACUCAAGCACUCAUUGAGGGCAAUCUCAGGAGAAACGGGGGCAAGUGUAGUCAUCUUAAACUGCAUACGAACAAAAACUCCAAAAGACAGACACAACAAAAGUGUUGAUCGGAGUGAAUUCAUUACAGCAGAACUGUCUGACAAGGAAAAAUGUGCUUUUGAAAUGAAGCUUAAGGAACUCCAAGAAAUAAAGUCGUUCACAACUGAAAACUUCUACAGUUUUAUGAUCAUGAAAACUAAUUUCGACCCAGUGUAUGUUGAAAAUGUUGCAACUAACAUACUGAAAGAUUUCAGAGUUGACACCAAACAAGGACAGCUCUUCUGCAUAUUGGCUAUGCUGAAUUCAUAUGUGGCUGAACCAGCCGUCUCAAGAUCCUUAUGUGAAGAUUUUCUGGGCAUCAAAAAUGCAUUUUGGGGAAGAGAAUCCGUGUUGGAGAAAAUGGAGCCUUAUUCCUGUUUGCUGAUUGAAUUUGGGGCAGAAGAAUAUGGGGGAUUCAAAGCAAUUCGCUUUGUUCAUCAGCAUCUUGCAACAGCAUGUGUCAAACAACUAGAGGAGAACCAUAACUGCUCCAGAGCUGACAUAGUCCUUGACAUGUUGCAUUGCGAUGCCUUUUUCAAAACUUUUGCUGUCAAAAAUGUUCUUGUUCAAUCAAUGAAAAGCAUGCUGAUCACUCGUCAACGCAAGACAUGUGGUGAUGAGAAAGAUACUCUGUUUUCACCACUGAUAGAAGACAUAAACUCAGGAGAAGGUGGUCUUAAUAAAAUACAAGAGAUUUUUAUUGCAGCUUCAGAAAGGUUUGAUAAAGACUUCACAAUUCCCCAAGCUCUAGCAAGACACUUGUACCUGAAAGAGAAGAACUUUGCUGAAGCUAAAAAGUGGGCAGACAGUGCGAAAGCCAUCAAAGAAAAUUCCUACACCGUAGAUACAGUUGGACAAGUUGCAAAAAGUGAAUUAAAACACAAACUUGAGUGUAAAAAGCAAGAAAAGAAACCAUGCACAGCUGAGGACAUGAUGGAAUAUCUUGAGUUAGCAAGCACAGCAAUCAAAGCUUUCAGAAGAGCUCAAAGCCUGGCAAAGACAGAUGAUGCCCAAGAAAAUGAACAGGAACUUUACAGAAAGUUAAGCCCAUAUAAUAUAUCUGGCUACAUGGGUGAAAUUGACACAGCCAUGACUGUUUUUGACAUCAUCAGAAAACUGCCAUUGUUUCAGAAUGGUGAUCCAAUGAAAGAUCAUUACAUUCAGAGCUUUCUCAGAGGAAAGGUGUCCUGCUCAAACAUGCCUGUUUCUAAAAAGAAAUCCAAUCUUGAAUUUGUUGCUGUUCUUCAGGGCUAUGAAUCUUUCCUGACAUCUUUAAAAUCACAGGUGAAAGAGGCAUUUGACUUCCUGGAAAUUUACUUCACUUACUUGAAAGAAAAAGGAUCUGAUGGCAUGAAAGAAGCAAAGAUUCGCAAGAGGAUCUCAGAACACUAUCAACAUUACAUCUCAUUAUUUUGCAGCUCUGUAGAGGACAAACAAAAAGAGCAAAAGCAGAAACCAACACUGAGUUUGAACAUGGAGAUUGAAGAGUGCCGAAUGUUCCUGGAGGAAAACAGGGCAGAUACGUUCCCAGGCCUUCUCCAAUUUUUGGAGCACAAUAAGGAUACAGUACAAAAGAUUGCUGAAAAAUACUCAUUCAUAUAUAAGAAUUCUCCCAUCAAAAGUACCAAGGACAAAACAAACCAUCUGCUUGCACAUAUAAUACUUAAGUUGAUUUGGCCGAAAUCAAAGUUAUCAAAAUCCAAUGAGGACCUCAAUGAUCUUUUAAAAGACAUUCUGCAAGAUGUUGGCACACAGCACCCAUACCCAGAGCCUUUCUAUCUUGCCAUACUGUUGCUCUGGCCAGGCAGAAAUGUCAACAGUACUGGCAUUAAGAUGUACAUUAAUAAAAUCAGAAGCUCAGCAAGAAAGAAUCUCUUUCAUAUGUACAGAACAAGGUCAACCAUUGCACACUUCUUCUUGGGAAAAUCUGAUGGAAUACAGAGGCUGGUGACAAAAGUUUCCCUUGACAGAUCUGAGACGGUCAGUAGUGUGAAGAAUCGCAACAUUCUCUGGCAAACAGGAGAAAUGUUUAAGGAAACCCCAAUAAACAGCAAGCUCCUCAGAGUAAGUGGAACUAUUGAGCAAGGUGAGGUCUUCACAGAGCAUGGACAUCUCAAGAUCCCUGUACGUCCUGCAUUUCUGGGUGGAGUGAGAAGCGGCUACAGCACUGAGAAAGUCUCCUUCUACAUUGGCUUUGCCAUGGAUGGACCACUUGCUUAUGAUAUUCAGUACGAAGAUGACAUAUAGAUAAUGUAUGACAAAUAUCUGUUUCUAGUUAUUUAGAUCUCAAUCUAAAGACUAAAACCUUCUUUUUUUAUUGCAAAAACUUCUAAAAUUGAUCACCGAUUUAAUCUGUUGUACUUUGCUUAACAAUCUUGACCACAUUAUGAUAAAAAAAAAAAAAAAAAUGUAAAUAGGAUUUUUGCAUACCCAAUGACAAAAUGAAAAUGUGGAGUUUAAAAAUGACCUCAAAUAAACAUGUAUGCUGAUUUGA
Megalobrama amblycephala (Wuchang bream) is the source of this 5425-nucleotide messenger RNA. RefSeq names its product sterile alpha motif domain-containing protein 9-like. Gene Ontology annotation, cellular component: cytoplasm. The transcript is spliced from 4 exons. The coding region runs from base 1 to 5178 and encodes 1725 amino acids. Lineage: Eukaryota; Metazoa; Chordata; Actinopteri; Cypriniformes; Xenocyprididae. Gene Ontology annotation, molecular function: protein binding. The record is from RefSeq and is a predicted model, not a curated record.